Messenger RNA from Necator americanus (New World hookworm), 675 nucleotides. RefSeq lists its product as uncharacterized. The record is from RefSeq and is a predicted model, not a curated record. The coding region runs from base 1 to 675 and encodes 224 amino acids. Gene Ontology annotation, cellular component: secretory granule. Lineage: Eukaryota; Metazoa; Nematoda; Chromadorea; Rhabditida; Ancylostomatidae. The transcript has 7 exons.
AUGCGUUGCUCCGCAGAAAAAAAAACCGCCACAAUACGUCCAAUCAGAAUCUACCUCGGUGGUUUUUCUAAGAGGAGGCCAGCUAUGAGUUUGGCCUCGCUACUAUGUGGCCGAGUAAUCCGUCUAUUUCAAUCGAUACUUGGCCUUCUCAAGAGGGUUAUGUGUUUCAUGCGGAAACGUGAGAAUAUUGGCGAACUGCCUUUUACGGUCGUCGUACGUCAAUCAGCUCCUGAUGAUCCUUACCCCAGUGCUGUUACGUCGUCAGAUUGGGAUGAUCGUUGGGGCGAAAAACAAGCUGUUGAAGACAAAAUUGAAGAAUGGAGGCGCAAAAAGACCGAAUCGAAUCAAAACACGAAAAGUGACGAUAUCGAUUUCUUCAAUGAUAUGCAGCCGGACAUUAAGAAAGCAAAGAAGAUUAUGCUGAAACCAAAGGUCUCUUCGCAAAAAUCAGAGGAAAAUAGAAACUUAUUUGGAUAUAUGGGAGAUUCAAACGUUGAAAUUCCUCUAAGUACGCAACUCGGUGAUCUAGAUGACGCGGAAGCUCCAGCAUGGGACGAUGACAUAGACUCGACGCUCCAUGAGCACCGUGCUGAAAAGCACCGAACUCGUAUGGAAGAGCACGACCGUCGCAUGAGAGAGAAGCGCGGCCAGCGAACCUCAACUGGUUACCUGUAA